AUGAAUGUAUUUCAGACUAAUUUUGCUGGAAGUGUGUUUCUGUUGAAUGCCAUGGCAGUGUUGCUGCUGCAUCUGGUCUACCCAGCUACAGCAGUUCCUGGGCAGCUUUAUGCAACUACUCCAUGCGGACCAGAGGUUGCAGCUCUUAAGAACAGCAUAAAGAAACUGGAGAAUAAACUGUUGCUCACAACCUGGCAGGUGGAGCAUCUGCAAACUCAUAGAUACUUUAGAUCACCUCAGCUUGCAGGAUCCAACAGUAAACAACAGACUGACCAAGCCCCUGAUCUGAACCACAACAGCAGCUCUGAAAACACAACAAUGAAAUCAAUUCCACCUGCAGGAAAUCUCAUUGUCUAUGAUAAAGACUGCUCCCAACUGUUUGAUAGACUUAGAUCACCCAGUGGCUUUUACCGCAUCAGACCCAAAUUACACCAGGACCCUUUUUUGGUCUAUUGUGAUAUGGAGGAUGGAGGAGGGUGGACAGUGUUUCAGAGGCGUCGGCAUGGAAAAGUUGACUUUAACAGAGACUGGGUGGACUACAGAGACGGAUUUGGAGACUUUAAACUAUGGAAUGAUGAGUUUUGGUUGGGGAAUGAACAAAUGAACACUCUAUUGUCUGAAGGUAAGAACCUGGUGAAGAUUGAUCUCAUGGACUGGGAAGGAAAGAAAAGUUAUGCAUUUUAUGAAAACUUCAGGAUCACAGAUGAAGCUGAUAAGUAUCGCCUCCAGUAUGGGCAAUACAGUGGGAAAGCAGGUGAUGCUCUUACUGGUGGUGGGGGGAUGGUGGAGCAGUGGUCUUCCUGCCUUAGUGGCAUGCAGUUCAGCACUAGAGAUCAGGAUAAUGAUCGCUUCCUUCAGGGGAGCUGUGCCAAAGAGAAUCAGGCUGGUUGGUGGUUUAACAGAUGUCAUGCAGCCAACCUCAAUGGCAAAUUCUAUCGAAGGGGGAAGUACAAGGCUGAAUAUGACAAUGGUGUGGUGUGGGGGACCUGGAAAGGCCUUUGGUAUUCCCUUAGACACACCACCAUGAAGGUUCGUCCUCUGGUGUUUUUGGACACUGCAGGAAGUGGAGAAGGGGACAUUUAAAAAAUGUGGGCUUUGUAUUAAUUUAAUAGCAAAGA
Messenger RNA from Cyprinodon variegatus (sheepshead minnow), 1118 nucleotides. RefSeq names its product fibrinogen-like protein 1 (gene fgl1b). The coding region runs from base 1 to 1083 and encodes 360 amino acids. NCBI's taxonomy places the organism in Eukaryota, Metazoa, Chordata, Actinopteri, Cyprinodontiformes, Cyprinodontidae. The transcript is spliced from 8 exons. The record is from RefSeq and is a predicted model, not a curated record.